UAAACACCAAAGUGCCGUAAUAAUGGGCAAUAAAUAAACAAUGAAUAGCGUAUGGGUAUAGUAAAAACGAUAUAGUGCUGCGAGAGCGGAUAAUGUGAUACAAGAGCGAGUGAUACAACUGAAAUGAGAUGUAAGAAACUACAGUUAACCAAACAGGAACGUAUUUUACUUUAUGUCUAAAGGACUACUUUAUGCAGCAGCCGCUUUCUGUCUGUAGUCGCCGAACCGAAACAAUACAUAAAUUGUUUUUGAACAAUUCGGCUCAAUUGCGGGAAUGCCUGUGUGUUGCAAAUGUGAAUUUGAACAACCAGGGAGUCAUUACACUGAUGUUUUUACUAACAGAGGACGUAAUUCGGUAAUAAUAAAUUACAAUUCAGCAGCCUAAGUGAGUGAAAUAUUCAAACAGUAUAACCCCUUUGACGAUGAAAUGACAGGCUGAUUAAAGCAUGUAAAGCAACAUUUUGAACAUUUCAUCAAAGGAACAGGACUCUUUGCCUUACUGCUGAUGGUGCUGGAGUGGACCCGUCCAGGCCUGUCCUCCCCAUUACGCCCCAUCUGUGACCUGCGUGUCCUCGACCAUUUCAUUAAGGAGGCUUGGGAUGCAGAGGCUGCUAUGAGAGCGUGUAAGGAUGCUUGCACCAUUGCAACAAACUUCACUGUUCCUCUGACAAGAGUUGAUUUUGAUGUCUGGGAAGCAAUGAAUAUAGAGGAGCAAGCUCAGGAGGUCCAGUCAGGCUUACACGUGCUGAACGAGGCCAUCAGCUCAUUGCAGGCAUCUAAUCAGACUGACGUGCUGCAGGCCCACAUAGAUGCCAGUAUUAGCAACAUUGCCAGCAUCAGACAAGUGCUGCGAAGUCUCAGCAUACCGGAAUUUGUGCCUUCUACCAAUGGUGAAGAAGACAAGGAGAUGCAGAAAGUAUCCUCGAUCUCAGAGCUUUUUCAGGUCCACAUCAACUUCCUGCGAGGAAAAGUGCGUCUUCUGCUUGCCAAUGCACCUGUCUGCCAUCAAGGUGUCAGCUGAUAGACGAUUUUGAGCAAGGGCCAAACUAAUUGGAGCUCCUCAUAUCAGAAGGCAGGAUAUGGGCUAUUACAAAGGAUAUGUUGAUGAGGGUUGAAUGACUGGAAGUUGUAGCACUUUGAAAGAUUUACUCACAAAGGGAAAAGAAGACAUCCCCCAGAAUACAAAGCGCCCCCUUUGGCUCUCUUCUCUUUCUGUGUUUGCCUUACCUGGCAAAAAUCAACCAGACGCAAUCAUGAAACGUCACUUAAUCACUCCUCUUUAACCAUAUGACUGUUGGCAGUUGCCCAGCUCAACUGGGAAGGUUUAUCUGGGACUUUUUAAGUGUUUUAUGAAAUUGUCAUUAUUUAUAUAGAUGAUAUUUCUUAGAGCUGGAAUCACUUGCUUUUGCAGGUUCUUUUCUGAAGCUAUUCAAGUGAAGACCUCUCUUCCUCCAUUCACUGUGGCCUCAAGCACCUCCAAACAUUGAACUGUUGAUAGAGAAGUCUAUUUAUCGAUAUUAAGUAUGCACUGUAGGUUUUAUAUUCAUUUCAGUGUUAUGUUUAUGUGUGUAUGUAUGUGUGUGACUUUCGUGAAUGCUGCAGGGAAUGUUUCGAGCGUCGGGGAGGAAAGUGGUAAUGCUGAAUUCUUACGGGUCAGUUGGGGUGAACAGGAAGAGGGACUAGAUUGCUGCUUGUGUUGGGGGAAUUGGAAGCUUUCGUGAGAGCUGAUGAGGCUGUGUUAGCUCAUGUCUGAAUUACGCGGUCUUGUGCAGAUAACGUCGCUGCCAGGAAAAAUAUUGAUUAGUGUGUGUAUGACGAACAUCCUGGCCUGCUUCCACUUCACGCACGACGCUGCAUAUUUGCCUUUGGGAAAUGAUCGUAAGGUUGACAUUUUGUUUCUCUUUUUCUGUAUGACUUGUUUGUGUUUUUCGUAAAUAGCCUGUUUUUUUGUACAUCUGUCAAUCAGUCUCUGUGUAGAUGCAACAAAGUAAGUUUGUAGAUGUUUUUUCCUGUUGUUUUGCCGUUGCGCGGUUCUUUCAUCACAAUGUCAUUCGGUAUUCAAAUACAAAGUAUUAUUCUUAGCUAAAAAAUAAGAUCUGUCAAAACAAGAAGUUUUUCUUUUUGUCUUAUGAAGCAUCUCUGCUGAGAAUGUCACAACACUGCUCACAAUUCUGUAAAAACGUGAUUCCAAUGUGAAUUGUCAAAGAAUUUGAUGUGAGAAGUACUUUUAUAGCUAUGAGAGAUGGAGAGAGGACUAGGCAUACAUUAUGCCUAAAACAUAACGGGAUUAUAAAACAAGUAAUGCGUUUUUGUUUCCACUGAAGGAAUUUAGUCACACCACUAAAUAUUUUUGAAAACCCCUUUGUGUCGUUCCUUUUACCCUACUUGUCACCAAAAUACCUGCUCUUUUAGUUUUGGUCAAAGAUAGCUGGAUUAACAUUUUGAUUCAGUUUACUUAUUUGAAAGAAAAGCUGAUCUAUUACUGAUCAGCCAUCAUAUGUCAACCAUCUGACAAAUCAGCUGCAUCGUUCAGAUCUACGUAAUCUUAGCUGUUUAACCUAACCUUGAUAACAUGCCAUCUCCAUUUCCCACUCAGUAAGUAAUACAUAUUAUUAUUUUUAAUGCAUCUGCGCCCCAUAUCCAUAACCAAAGACUUGGUGAAAGCAGACCCUUGUCAAAUCUGUCAUUACUACCCAAUU
Molecule: messenger RNA, 2699 nt
Organism: Puntigrus tetrazona (Sumatra barb)
Lineage: Eukaryota; Metazoa; Chordata; Actinopteri; Cypriniformes; Cyprinidae
Gene: epoa
Product: erythropoietin a
Exons: 5
Coding region: 506-1021 (171 amino acids)
Biological process (GO): nucleate erythrocyte development
Cellular component (GO): extracellular region
Molecular function (GO): hormone activity; cytokine activity; erythropoietin receptor binding
Source: RefSeq, a predicted model, not a curated record